This is a messenger RNA of Harpegnathos saltator (Jerdon's jumping ant), 1358 nucleotides long. RefSeq lists its product as uncharacterized. Bases 245 to 1063 code for a protein of 272 amino acids. The transcript is spliced from 4 exons. The record is from RefSeq and is a predicted model, not a curated record. NCBI's taxonomy places the organism in Eukaryota, Metazoa, Arthropoda, Insecta, Hymenoptera, Formicidae.
UAAAGGCAAAAAGCUCCGUCUUUCUCCGUGCGUCUCCUUUUAUCCUUUUCUCCAUCCGUCUAUCUGAUCUCUAAGGACCGGCCUUUCUCCCGUGGCUCCCCCGGAAUAGACUGGUGCUGUCCUCCCUCGUCUGUAUCUUAUACAAUCAUUAGUUUACUUUUGCGAAAAAGAAUGCAAAAAAGUACGACUAAAUUAAGAAAACGUGUAUUAAAUAUUCAGUCUUCAGCAAGACAAACAAUCCAUAAUGGCUGAAUCUAAUCAGAAAAUUAUGAUAGCACACCCGAAUGCUAAUUCUUUAAUAACAGGAUCUAUGAUUCCAAAGAACUCAGCUAUAAAAGUCAUGCCAAAAAUAUUGUCAUUUAAAUUAGUUAAGCCUCAAACACCAAAUACUUCUGCCGUAACUCACACAACGGAUUUAACACAGUACUUAACCACAGUGCCUUUGAUGAAUAAGAUGAGUCCUUCCAGUAUUCAGUUGCAUGAAAGUCCUUCCAUUACAGCAGCAAGCUCUACGCAGCAUACAGAUACAAUUAUGAGUUCAUUGGAUUUUUCGAUUGUAAACUCAGAUUCUUCCACAGUUAUGGAAAAGGAACUUAUGACAGAUAAUGAAAAAGAGAAUGAUUCUGUUUUCAACAGUGUUUUCACCAGUGAUAGCCAUUUUAUUUGGAGUCAUAAAAGUAUAAUGUUAUUUUUCUCAAAAUAUGAAGAACAUGAGAAAAAGUUUCAAAAACAGAAAUAUCAAAGUAAGGAGGCUAUGUUUCAAGUAUUAGCAGAGUCAUUCCAAAAGAAAGGUUAUAUAAAUGCUACCAAAAAUCAUAUGAAAAAUAAAUUUAAAUUAUUGAAGAAGAAAUGGGAUAUACAUAUUAAACGGACCACUGGAAAAAACAGCUCUGGAAAAGGCACAAAACCUCUUCCAUAUGAAAAAGAAAUGAUAAAAAUAUUUGGAAAAAGUCAUAGUGGAGUGCCACUUAUUGUGGCUAGUCGUAAUGGAAUUAUUUCUCAAAAAGAAAUUUUGCAAAACGUCUGUCAAAAUUUGUCUGAAAAUGAGAAUGAAGAGCAAUAAGAGCAGAUUUCUUCUGUACUACAUUCACCGAAUCCUGUAACUGUAGGUACCAAUUUAAAUCUCUUGUCAUCGAGAAACAAAUCGAGAAACCAAGGAGCAAUGUUUCAGUUCCGACAUUAUCGACUAAUAGCAGCAGAUCAUCAAUGACAGGUAGCAGCUGCUCCUCUUUAACAAAUACAAGAGUAAAAGUACGAGAUGGCAAAUUAGCGCUUACUUUGCAAUCAGUCAAAGAAUCCAUUUGUGCCGUGUUACAAAAAGAAAGUGAUGAUAAACAAGAAAUACGCACAAAAUUUCU